Molecule: messenger RNA, 617 nt
Organism: Hyla sarda
Lineage: Eukaryota; Metazoa; Chordata; Amphibia; Anura; Hylidae
Product: histone H2A type 1
Exons: 1
Coding region: 1-393 (130 amino acids)
Cellular component (GO): nucleosome
Molecular function (GO): DNA binding; structural constituent of chromatin; protein heterodimerization activity
Source: RefSeq, a predicted model, not a curated record
AUGUCUGGACGCGGCAAACAAGGAGGGAAGGUUCGGGCUAAGGCAAAGACCCGCUCAUCCCGGGCAGGACUCCAGUUCCCUGUCGGUCGUGUGCACAGACUUCUCCGCAAAGGGAACUAUGCAGAGAGGGUGGGCGCCGGUGCUCCGGUCUACCUGGCCGCUGUGCUGGAGUAUUUAACCGCUGAGAUCCUGGAAUUGGCCGGUAAUGCCGCCCGGGACAACAAGAAGACCCGCAUCAUCCCCCGUCACCUGCAGCUGGCCGUGCGCAAUGACGAGGAGCUGAACAAGCUGCUGGGUGGGGUGACCAUCGCCCAGGGAGGCGUCCUGCCCAACAUCCAGGCCGUGCUGCUGCCCAAGAAGACCGAGAGCAGCAAAGCGGCCAAGAGCAAGUGAUCACCGCUUAUCCCAGAUCAUCCCGAACACCAAAGGCUCUUCUAAGAGCCACCACAUUGUCUCCUACAGAGCUGUCUCCUCUAUAUCUCAUGCAGUCUUUCCUAUAUCUAAUCUGUUCAUCUGUGAUCUCUUUGUGCAGGAUCUGGUGUGAGUUUGCCGGGUAUAUGAAGCUGUAGUUUUGUCUGGUGGUUUCUCCCAUUCACACUGGGACAUUAUGUAGCUGA